This is a messenger RNA of Mytilus trossulus (common blue mussel), 2142 nucleotides long. Its product is annotated as calcitonin gene-related peptide type 1 receptor-like. The record is from RefSeq and is a predicted model, not a curated record. The transcript has 15 exons. Gene Ontology annotation, cellular component: plasma membrane. NCBI's taxonomy places the organism in Eukaryota, Metazoa, Mollusca, Bivalvia, Mytilida, Mytilidae. Gene Ontology annotation, biological process: adenylate cyclase-modulating G protein-coupled receptor signaling pathway; cell surface receptor signaling pathway. Bases 440 to 1804 code for a protein of 454 amino acids. Gene Ontology annotation, molecular function: G protein-coupled peptide receptor activity.
CUUGAUUGUUCAUGUAUUCCCGAUCUUCUCCUCAACAUUACAGAGACAAACAUUAACCCAAUAAUAUAGGUUGAUGGGAUAUGGUAAUGCAGUGAUUUUAAUAGAACAUAGAAGUAAAGAGAGGAAGUCAGAUGUCUAAAGAGGAUUGGUUUUAAUAAAGUUUAAACAGGAUACUUAUUAAUCACCAUAUAAUUACAUUUUCUAUGGCUUAAUAUCAACAUUACUUCACCAAAGGAGCAAAUAUCAGCUGAACUUACAGUCAGAAUUGAUUCCACAAAACAAUGAGGAUCAUUAUCUCUUUACAAAGUUUCAUUGGCUACUGUAUAUGACGACAAGUUUCUUCGAAUACCUAACAAUGAUAUCUAUGUUAUAUCGAAAAAUGGAAUGACAUGUCAAAUGAGCAUUAUUUAAUUUUGGAAAAGUAGAACAAUAUUUCAAUAUGGCACACAAUGGAACCAUUAGUGACACGAACCAAUUGUCUUUUCAAGAAAUGAUGAUGAAUGAAAUUUGGCAAAACUAUUUGAGAUGUAAUAAAACUGUUCUUCAUAAGACAUAUCCGUUAGAUGGGUAUCUGUAUUGCAAUUCUACAUUUGAUGGAUAUGAUUGUUGGGACUAUGCAAGAGCAGGAACAAGAACCUAUAGUCAAUGUCCAGACUUCAUGAAACAUCAUUUUGGUCAUCAUGUAGGCUUGCCAUAUAAGGACUGUAACAUUGAUGGUACUUGGUAUAGACAUCCGGACACUGAUAGAGUAUGGACAAAUUAUUCCCCAUGUUCGGAUACAGAGAAAGUUAGGAGAGCAGAAAACGUGCUGUUUGUUUACUUCAGUGGUUAUAGUUUGUCUGUCGUAUGUCUGGUCAUAUCUUUAUUGAUAUUUACUUGCUUCAGACAGCUAAAAUGUACCAGAGUGACAAUACAUAAGCAUUUGUUUAUAUCCUACAUCAUUACAGCUCUUCUGUGGAUAUCUUAUUAUGCUACAAGUUCCUUCGAUCCUCAAGUUACAAUAAAUAACCCGGUUUGGUGUCGGAUUUUACACGUCCUGGCCCAGUAUGCAACAGUGUGUAAUUAUGCCUGGAUGUUCUGUGAAGGAUUUUACCUACAUACCAUAUUAGUUAUGACGUUCACCAGAGAAAAGAUACUAUUAAUAAUAUGUUAUUUAACUGGAUGGGGCAUACCAUUGAUUCCAAGUGCAAUAUAUUCAGGUUUGAGAUCAUCUAACCCUGUGAUUGAUAAGAAUUGCUGGCACAAAGAUACAUACCUGAAAUAUAUUUUCUCUGGUCCAAUUGCAGUUUCACUUAUUGUGAAUUUUAUUUUCCUAAUUAAUGUGCUGAGAAUUUUGUGCUCAAAAGUCAGAUCUAUGAACCAGCAAGAGUCUAAUCCAAUCAGACAGUCAUUGAGAGCUACAUUGAUUUUAAUCCCCUUGUUAGGGGUUCAGUGUUUUGCAAUACCACUGCGACCCGAUGAAAGUGAUGAGUAUGGACAAUAUAUUUAUGAUAUGAUCUCAGCUUUUCUAGCAUCAUUCCAGGGCUUUCUGGUGUCAUUGUUGUUUUGCUUUUUAAAUGGAGAGGUAUUAUUUUUGAUGAAAAAUCAAUAUGUUCUGGUUCGUCGACGUAUGAGUCGUACAGAGACGACAGGGAAAAGUUUCAUUUAUUCGGCCGUUCAGCAAGCAGACGCAAAUGCAAAUAGAAAAAAGUCGAUUCAGUUGGCAAACCAAAAAAUAUAUUGCAAACCUGAAUUUACUGGAACAACUCAACCACAACAUUCAGAGGAUCAUCAUUAUAUUUUGGACCAGACAACAGAUGUGUGAAAUUAUUUAUAAUAAGUGCCUGUAAAGCAGGAUAAACUACAACAAGGAAUGAUAGUUCUACGCUUUACACAUAUGUACAAAACAAGACCGUAUAUCAAUAGAACAAUAUAUAUCUGCAUAUGACAUAUGGCAGAUGCAUAGAUACAUAAACAUUUGUCUUAUAUCGAGUUUGUAUACUGCUGAAACUCCGUCCAUAUACCUACUAUAGACGAUAAAACUGUAUCGUUAAUAUUAUGAACUUGAGAUAAUUCAUGAAUACAAGGUGUGUUGGAUUUUGCUUCAUGAUUUUCCUUUUGUAAUAUUUAUUUUUCCGUGCAAAAAAUAAGAAAUGUGUAAAG